AUGGUGUUGGAGGCUCAGUUGCAGCAGGCCAUGUUGCUGAAGAAGGUGGUGGACGCCAUGAAGGACCUUUGCAAAGACGUGAACUUCGACUGCUCGGAGAAGGGUCUUCAGGUGCAGUCCAUGGAUAGCUCGCAUGUGGCCCUAGUCUCGCUGCUUCUGCGGGAGUCCGCGUUCUCGGACUUUAAGUGCGACAGGCCGACUUCGCUUGGCAUGAACGUAGACUCGUUGGGCAAGAUCCUGAAGAUGUGUGGGCAGAACGACUCGCUGAAGCUGCGCUGGCAAAACGAUGCAGACCUCGUGAGCUUCCAGUGCGAAAGUGGUGAGGACGACCGGAUCGCCGAUUUCGACCUGAAGUUGAUGCAGAUAGAGAGCGAGCACAUGGAGGUUCCUGAGCAGCACUACAAGGUUGUGGCAAAGCUGCCCUCUGCUGAGUUUCAGAAGAUCUGCCGCGACCUCAAGGAGUUCGGGGAGACGAUGCAGCUGAAGGCCACCAAGGAGGGCAUCACCUUCAGCGUGCAGGGCGACAUGGGCUCUGGCAACGUCAUGCUGAAGCCGCGUGAGGCGGAGAAGCCCGAGGACAAGGUGAGCCUCACCGUUCACGAGCCGGUCACUGCCACCUUCGCACUGCGUUACCUGGUCAAUUUCGCGAAGGCUGCGCCGCUGUGCGGAACGGUGGAGCUCGGCCUUGGCCCAGACGCACCCCUUCUCGUGAGGUACAACCUCGAGAACGCGGACAAUGGGCACCUGCAGUUCUACCUGGCGCCGAAGAUUGACGAGUGA
Molecule: messenger RNA, 780 nt
Organism: Prorocentrum cordatum
Lineage: Eukaryota; Dinophyceae; Prorocentrales; Prorocentraceae
Source: the annotation of a GenBank genome assembly